Molecule: messenger RNA, 2319 nt
Organism: Lytechinus pictus (painted urchin)
Lineage: Eukaryota; Metazoa; Echinodermata; Echinoidea; Temnopleuroida; Toxopneustidae
Exons: 5
Coding region: 187-1263 (358 amino acids)
Cellular component (GO): Golgi apparatus
Molecular function (GO): glycosyltransferase activity
Source: RefSeq, a predicted model, not a curated record
UUGACGAUACGAACGACGGGACAGGAGGGCGAUACAUCUACACAUGGCACAUGAUCUUGGGACUUAGGACGAAAUACAUAAUCUGGACGACUGAGUUGGCGGUUUGAACUACAUCGAAGUCAAGUCAUCCGCACGGCAGUUCUAAACCUUCGAUUUAGAGUCCGACUAUCAUCAAUCGUUGAACUGAUGGUGCGACGUAGCCUCUCUGGGUAUAUAGGCUGGAUAACUUUGCCAGGAUUCCAAAGAAUACCCAGCACUGGACUUACGUGGUUGCGAAAUAUCAAGAUGAGAAGAACAUCCAUCCAAGCAGGAAUAAAUGUCGUUCUUGUGGUAAUCCUGGCUGCGGCAAGUUUUUACUUGGGAUGGCAUUCAUCAGGUGCUGUCUCGAAGAGAAAGGUACCAAACCUGCGCUACGUAAGCCAACCUUCAACCAGACCGACAACAGCACUUCUGAUCAAAUCACCACGGCAGAAUAGUACGUCUAAAGAGCACUUGCAAACGGUGAAGCCCACUUCAUUUCAAUCUAGGGAUACACCAAGACCUUGGGUGAUACUAGCAACCACUAAUCAAGCCUUCUUGGAUUUCACGGAGAACUGGCUCGAGAGUUUGAAACGAAGCAAAAUCACUGACCAUGUGACUAUAGUAGCUGAAGACAAUGCAACGCGCCAAGCCCUUGCCAAGCGGAAGGAUAUCAAACUUGAAAUAUUGCUGACGGAUACUGCGAAUCUCCCUUCCAAAUUCCUAUCCUUCGGGUCUCGAGAUUACAUCCGACUGGUUAACAAAAGACCAAGCUACAUCCUGUCUUACCUAGAAAAAGGCGUAGAUGUCCUCUUUUCUGAUGUAGAUACAGUUUGGCUCAAGAAUCCUUUGCCAUUCUUCACGGGCGACUACGAUUUGUAUAUCGGAAGGGAUAUCUACGGAAACCCAAAGGCACCAGACCUGGCGUGCGCAGGGUUCGUAUACUAUUCCGCCAGGAACGCUACCAUUGAUCUGCUAUUGAAAUGGAUUCGUAGCAUUCACGAUAGGCCAGGGGUACCUGACCAAGAGCUCCUGAAUCAAUUGUUACGUAACAAUGUCAUUCGCCAGAAGCUCAAUGUCAAGUAUCUGGAUCAAAGACAGUUCCCAAACGGAAAUGAUUAUUUCAACGCGAAAUGGAGGAUGAAAAACGCCGACGUCGAACCGAUCGUGGUUCAUAACAAUUGGAUUAAAGGACAUGAUGUCAAGAUAGAACGGUUCAAGAAUGUUAGCUUAUGGUAUUUAUGAUUUAUGAAGAAAUUGAGGCUUCGAAACAGCAUCGUGUAUUCAUGGAAUAUUCAAGGAAAAUGUAGUAUUGGUGUAAUUUAUUUAUUCAAUUGGAAGAAGAGUUUAGAAGACAAAUGAUGAAGGCAUGAUGGGAUGUGGUAAAUAAACUCAAUAUUGUCAAAAAGAGAAUCACGCCAAAAACGCAAACAGGGACUUAUCUAGGAUUUUAUAGAAGUGGGGCGGUUUGAGGCAAAAUAAUGCACCUGCCAAGUAGGAGGGAGAGGGUGGAGCAGGGGUGAGUUGAGGGGGUAGAGGACAGGAGAGCUGUAAACAACAGGGUGAUAUCAGAGAGUGCUUCGUUUUUACUACGGAGCCGCUGUCUACAACGCACCAAUUCCUUUGAAAAUGCAAGUCAAAUCACAAUGGAGAGCAGACAGGCUUUUGUGCAAAGUUAAUGGACCGUGGACAGCAGCGUAGUGUCAAAGGCUCUGCACAACGACAUACAUGCAAUUGUUCGUCCGGUCCAAAUAUUCGGAUGAUCUGCUAUCCCGGUCAACCAACUUUCGACAAAAUUAGCCUUUUCCAUUGUGAUUUGACUUGCAUUUUCAAAGGUAUUGGUGCAUUGUAGAGAGUAGCAGGGUAUAGAAAAUGCGAAAACUCUCUACUUAUGUUCGAAUUAGGGUCACUUGCAGUAGGGCACGUGUCAUGUGUGUGGUCCGAGAUCUGCACAUGACACACAUUAAUAUUUUAUAAAGGCCUCUCACGUACCUCUUCACUUUUUCCUCAAGUCAUCUCAUUAGUAUUUUAUUGCCGAGAUAUCUAAGGCCCCGUUGUCCAUAUUUAAGGAACUCGGACCUAUAAAUAUAUAUUUCAUAAUCAUCAUCGUCAUCAUUAUCACCAUCGUCGUCGUCACCCUCGUCAUCAUCAUUAUCAUCCACCAUCAUACCAUUUCAUCAGAAAAAAUUAAUAAAAAAAACACUGUAUAUCCAUUUUGUAUAAUACACUGUUUAUUUAUCACCCUUGUUCGGAGCUGUCAUAUUUGACUUCAAACAUAUUUAUAAAUGAUAUUUAUAACGG